Molecule: messenger RNA, 333 nt
Organism: Oppiella nova
Lineage: Eukaryota; Metazoa; Arthropoda; Arachnida; Sarcoptiformes; Oppiidae
Source: the annotation of a GenBank genome assembly
CAGUCGAUGAUCUAAUCCAUCAAAUUAGUGGUGAUGUCCGACAGAUAUCCGAUAAGUUUAGGAGCGGCGGACACCAACAAACAGAUCCAAAAAUUAGAGGACAUUGUCUCACCAUUCAAAGCGAGUCUUUACGUUGAGUUCAAUGAGAUUGAAUUCUAUUUGAAUCGCAUUAUUGGUAAACCUGAAGAAGAAGAAGAAGUCGGAGACGAACAACAAGAGGGCGGAGAUAAUUGAUAAGUCGUGUGAAUCCGUUCUCUGCAUUCCCAUCAAAUGUUUUACUAUUCUAUAUAUGAUUAACCUCUCAAUUCUGAUUUUUCUCUUAAUUCUCUCAAC